AUGAAUAAUUUGAAUGUUUUUACAAAUGAAGACAAUGAAAUGAAUGUGAUGCCCCCACCGCGAGUGUGUCCAAGGUGUUAUUCCGAUCAAACCAGAUUCAGCUACUUCAACAACAACAAGAAGUCUCAACCGCGCUACAAAUGCAAGAAUUGUUGUAGAUGUUGGACUCAUGGUGGAGUUUUAAGGAACAUACCAGUCACUGGAAUAUGUGAUAAAUCCAAUCUUCCGAAGAUAGAUCAAUCUUCGGUUUCUCAAAUGAUCUUGGCUGAGAUCCAACAAGGCAAUCAUCAACCUUUCAAAAAAUUUCAAGAAAACAUUUCAGUUAGUGUUUCUUCUUCUUCAGAUGUUUCUAUUGUUGGGAACCAUUUCGAUGAUUUGAGUGAACUUCAUGGUAUAACAAAUUCUACUCCAAUUCGAAGUUUUACAAUGGAUCGCUUAGAUUUUGGUGAAGAAUCGUUUCAACAAGAUUUAUACGAUGUUGGUUCCAAUGAUUUGAUUGGUAACCCUUUGAUAAACCAAUCAAUUGGUGGAUAUGUUGAUAAUCACAAAGAUGAACACAAGUUGCAAUUUGAAUAUGAAUCAUAA
Arabidopsis thaliana (thale cress) is the source of this 585-nucleotide messenger RNA. RefSeq names its product Dof-type zinc finger domain-containing protein (gene ATDOF4.2). The transcript has a single exon. Gene Ontology annotation, molecular function: DNA-binding transcription factor activity; DNA binding. Gene Ontology annotation, biological process: regulation of DNA-templated transcription. Lineage: Eukaryota; Viridiplantae; Streptophyta; Magnoliopsida; Brassicales; Brassicaceae. Gene Ontology annotation, cellular component: nucleus. The coding region runs from base 1 to 585 and encodes 194 amino acids. The record is from RefSeq and is marked reviewed.